This is a messenger RNA of Blepharisma stoltei, 2318 nucleotides long. NCBI's taxonomy places the organism in Eukaryota, Ciliophora, Heterotrichea, Heterotrichida, Blepharismidae. The record is from the annotation of a GenBank genome assembly.
AUGAUUCAACAUGGAGAUUUUCGAAAUUUAAACAGAAAUCAAUUCCAAGCUUCCACAGAAUUUCUAGACAAGUCUUUGAUGAUCUUAGCAGCUCCAGGAUCAGGAAAAACCUUAACUUUGACAUUAAGAGUUGCAUACCUACUGAAUUUAAACGUAAGCCCAACAAAUAUUCUAGUCCUGACUUUUACAAAGAAAGCAGCUAUGGAAAUGAAAAGGCGGCUAUCUUUAAACUUGCCAAGACAUGUAAGAGCUGAUGAUUUGACUGUAGGGACUUUCCACCAUUUUGCGUUGUAUAUAUUACGAGCUAAUGCUGGACGAGCCAAAAUUCCUUAUGAUUUCCAAAUAGUUUCAGGGAACAAGCAGAAAAAAGUUCUUGAAAGUGCACUUAACGAUUUUUUAAAGAGAUAUACAGAGGACGAUUUGUAUCAAGAAGAUGUCAAGCCAUUAAGCGAAGAACAAAUGGCUGUUAUGCAGGAAGAGAUUAAUGAUCAGCCGACUGAAAUCAGGAGAUCUAGCUUGAACCUUAGGCCGGGGUCUUUUUCUUAUAUUAAUGGAGUCCUGUGUCGAGCAAAAGUAGACAGGAAUGUUUUGAAAAAAUUAAAUAGACCGUUCCAGCAUUUGUUUUUUAUAUAUAGCCAAGCAACAUUUUUGGUCGGAUUUCACGAUCUUUCCCGAAGGGAAAGUGGGAGUAGGUAUGACCAACUAAUGUUGGCUUGAACAACUCCCUAAGUGACAGAACCACAUAAUGCAAGGUUCUACAUUUUGGGGAGUUAGGUCAAGUCAGCAUUAUUUGGCUAGACCAGCUCCCCUCUUUCCUAUCAGGAAAGAUCGAGAACCCCGAGCCAUAAAGGUGCUUGGGCUAUACAACUCGAAACUUAGAGAAAUGAAGUCAAUCGACCUAGGCGAUAUUCUGUAUUUAACUACAAAUAUGCUUACUCAAUUUAUUAAAUAAAUGGAAUAAUUAUAAAUCAUCAGAAAAAAAAUAAUUUUUUUUUCAAAAUAUAUAUCGGAGAAAUAGAAGCAAUCAGCAAGUUUUAGAAAAUUAUCAACGAAAAUAUAAAUAUAUUCUUGUUGAUGAAUUUCAGGACACCAAUUCAAUGCAAUUAGAACUAAUCGAGCUAAUUGGAAAAUUUGCAAAUGUAACUGUAUGUGGAGACGACGACCAAGCAAUUUAUGGUUGGAGAGGUGCAACGAGCCAAGUUUUUGAAGAGUUUAAAAACCUUUAUCCAGAAUCCGAGAAAAUAAUUUUGAAUGAAAAUUAUAGAUCAACACAGCAUAUAGUCAAUAUUUCACAAGGGCUAAUUUCAAAUAAUAAAAGGCGAGAAGUCAAGCAUGUCUUUACAAAUAAUACGCUAGGGAAUAAAUGCCAAAUUUUUAUCGCUCAAUCAAUAAGAGAAGAGGCUAAAGAAGUUGUCAACAUUUUGUUGAGAAUAAAAGAUGCAUAUGAGCUGGAAUAUAAAAAUAUUGCAGUUUUAUAUAGACUUCAUCGGAUUUUUAAUGAUUUGCAGCCAGAAUUCGAAAAAGCAGGAAUUCCUGUAAGACAAAGAAUCCCUAAAGAAAAAAAUAUAAUGAUUAACGCAGAAAUCAGAGGACUCGUCUCUUAUUUGAAAUUUAUUCUUGACACAAACUGCGAUGACAUAUUGCUAGACAUCAUAAAUUGGCCAAAAAGAGGUAUUGGGUCCAAUUCUAUCGACAAACUUAAAGAAAUGAGUUGUGUCAAAGAAAUCCCUAUGUUUGAAGCUUGCAAAAUAAUAUCUUUAACCGGAAAAGGGAAAUUAAAAACAGGUUUCAAUGAAUUUUGUAUCACAAUAGCACACUUCCAAGAAUUACUAGAAAGGUAUCCGCCAUCCGCACUUAUUGAGCUGAUGUGUGAAAGGCUAGGAAUUAAUAAACAAGUAAUUGAACCUCUGCAAAAACUUGCAAGAAGCCACACCGAAAGAGGGGCUCAAGGACUAAGUGUUUUCUUAGAGUCCAUUGGUGGAACAAAUGAAUUAAUUGCAAACGUUGUGACUCUCACAAGUAUACAUCAAGCAAAAGGCCAGGAAUGGGAUUUAGUGUUUUUAAUUAGACUUAAUGAGUCCAUUUUGCCUGCAAAUACACAUUCAGAGCAGCUUGAAGAAGAAAGGAGACUUGCUUAUGUAGCUUGUACGAGAAGUAAAAGAUUUCUAGUACUCUCUUGUGCGCAGCAAAGUAAUAAUGGCGAGCAGCUAAUUCCAAGUAGAUUUUUAGAUGAGUUAACAGUAGAAUCAUCAGCUCCCGUUAAGUCAAAAAAAUCAGCGUUGCCUUCACCUAAAGGGACGAGAGUAAAAAUUAACUAA